AUGGGUAGAUUGGGUAAGCUCUUAGCUGCUGCAACUUGUUUCUGGUCCAAAUCGUCCAAUGCCCUGAUUCUUCAUUGUGGUUUAUUGUCUCCAACUGUCUUAGAUGUUUCUCACUUGACUGGCCUCUCUUCUUUAGGCCGUGAGUUUGUGACUCACUUCAAUAUCACCUUUGCCGUCAACCAAAGGAUGGAAUUCGCCUAUGUGGAUAACGGAAGCCCUAUUUGGGAUCUGACCCAUCCCUAUUUGGGAUCUGACCCACGUCUCUUCCCCCGAAUAUUACCCCCAUCGUUGUCUCCCAAAAACAAUACACACAAGAUCUUCGCUAGGGUUUCCCCCAAACCCAUAACAGUACGUUUCUCAUCAAAAGAGGGAUUGGGCGAGGUCUUAUUUAGAUCUUCAAUUGGGUUUGUUGGCGUGGUCUUUACAAUAUCGGAGAAGAUCAUCAACGCGAGGACGUCGUUGGUGGAUGCUAAGAGGGAUGAUGAAUUUACUGUUGAGGUACACCAUUUAGGGCAUUUUGUUGAGGAUCCACUUCGUUAUGUGGGGGGAUUUGUGAACCAUGUUGACAACUGUGAGCAAGAUAAAUGGUCCAAGUUAGAGGUUGAAGAUAUAGUAGAAAGACUUGGUUACACUAAGUACAAGAUGUUGUGGUACAGAAUUCCUGAGCUUGGGUUAGAGGAGGGACUUAGUGUUGUAGGCACUGACAAAGAUGCAAUGGAUAUGGCAACAUAUGUCAAGGGUCAUGAACAAAUAGAGGUCUAUGUUGAACAUGUUAUUGAACAAGCAGAUGAAUCCAUAAAUAUUGCCCUUGCCUUACCUCUGCCUAAGGUUGGAAUGGAUGAAGGGGCUAAAGGGAAUCCAGAAGUUGAGUUGGAGGAUAUUGGGGGAAGAGACAUGGGCCAGACCCACUACCGAGCAAAGGCAUCUGCACCUUGUUUCCACAAGAAGGUGGCAUUUUACCUAUUUUGGAUCUGUAGAUUUCUUCUGGCGGUUCCUGGACUCGGGGUUACCAAAGAAUAUCUCAAUUUGGCCAUUUGUUUGGCACAAGUGAAAAGAUUGGCUUUAGCCCCUAAUAUUUUUUCGGGUCUCGUGUUCGAUGCAAGCUAG
Rhododendron vialii is the source of this 1107-nucleotide messenger RNA. RefSeq lists its product as uncharacterized. The record is from RefSeq and is a predicted model, not a curated record. The coding region runs from base 1 to 1107 and encodes 368 amino acids. Lineage: Eukaryota; Viridiplantae; Streptophyta; Magnoliopsida; Ericales; Ericaceae. The transcript has 6 exons.